Messenger RNA from Aspergillus bombycis, 1167 nucleotides. Its product is annotated as putative sister chromatid cohesion protein Dcc1. The record is from RefSeq and is a predicted model, not a curated record. Gene Ontology annotation, biological process: mitotic sister chromatid cohesion; maintenance of mitotic sister chromatid cohesion. Gene Ontology annotation, cellular component: chromosome, centromeric region; chromatin; Ctf18 RFC-like complex. The coding region runs from base 1 to 1167 and encodes 388 amino acids. The transcript has 4 exons. Lineage: Eukaryota; Fungi; Ascomycota; Eurotiomycetes; Eurotiales; Aspergillaceae.
AUGUCUACACAAGCCGCUUCCAGCAUUCUUUUCACCCACACAUCCCCUCAGCAGGGAUUCAAACUACUAGAGCUACCAACAGAACUGGCCGAGCUGCUCACAUCAAAAGAAGCUCCAACCCUCGAAUUGAAAUCCCCAACCCCCCAACAACUCACAACGGCAACCACGGACCCCGAAAACCGCGAAUAUGUAAACCUCUGCACGCCGACAAAAACCUACCUCGUUCGCCAAGUCCAAUCCUCAAACUCGAUCCACAUAAUCCGACCAAGCGACUCCGGUGUCCAAAGAGGAGACAUUAACAUCGUCGGCGGCGACGAGGAUGACGAAUUAAAUCUCGUCGAGACGAUGACCGCUAUUGCGAAAUGCGGGUCUACACUUGAAUUGCACACACCGCCGGAGGGGUUCUCGGCGGUCCCUGUUCUGGAGAGGAUAUUGCCUGUUUAUGAUGAGGCGGAGGGAGCGGAGCAGGAGGUGGAGCAACGGGGGGACGUGAUUCGGAGGGUCUUUGAUGAUGUUCCUGUGUCACGGGCGCAGUGUGAGGCGGGGUGGACUGAGCUUUGUGCGUUUGUGCUUGGGGGCGGGGGUAGUGGGGGUGAUGUUGCGGGUUGGUGCCGGAGGCCGUCGGCGAGGGCCAAGUUGGAUGUGUGGAGACGGGUGGUUGAGGGGGCUGUGUUGCAGGGGAUAGACCUGGGUAGGCAAUUCUUGGUGCAGGAUUUGUGGAGAUCGGUGCUUGAUGAGGGGAUGGAGGAGCCUUUUCCGAGGGCGUUGUUGGAAAGUAUCGUUAGAAGGGUUUGUGAGGCUGGGGAUGGGCAGUUGUUUGAGGAUUUGAAGUGGGCCAGUAUCGAUAAGGCACGCUGUACGCAAUGGGUUGGUGAGACCUACCUGGAGGCCAUGGCGCCGACCACUGCUUCUGGCAUCGGGAGAAGUGAAUUCCUGAAUGCUUGGAAGGAUCUCCUCCCUGAGUCCUGGCGGAACGAUGUUGCAUUCUCGAAAUUGACGGAAAACUCAUACAAGCAUCCAGAUCCCACGACGAUCUGCUUCGUUUAUCGAACCGACCGACAGAAGAUAAAGAAAAAUGUCUCGACGGAUGCUAGCGCUGCGACAGCAGCCAAAAAGACAAGAAAUUGGCACGAGCUAUUCAAGAACCAAAAACGCCAGAAACGCUAA